AUGGCGGCCCGGCGAGUCCCCGCUUCCGUCGCCGCACUUGCCGCCGCAAAUUUCGCAGGCUUCGCGUCCGCGAUCGCCAUCCUCGUCCUCUCGCGGCCGCUCCACUCGCUUCCCGCCGUCCUCCAUGCCUUCCUCCUCCGCAUCCUGCGCCGCAUCUCACGCAGCCUACUCCCUAGUCGAGCUGGCUCCAGAUUACCCCAUAACACGCCAUCCGUCCUCUCGUUGUCUUUCGAGACGUCUUUAGUCUCGUUGCUCCCCUUAUCGACCAAUCAAAAUGCACCGCCCGCGCCUCAAUGCCGCCUCAAUUUAGACGGCUGCGAUUCUCUCCUCGGCGUCGCUCCCCUCGAUAUCGACGGCUUCAAAGCGCCCCCAGGAGCAGACGCGACUUGCUGUGCGACUGGCCGUGCGAUCCCUACGACCGACCGUGCGAUCCCUGCGACUGGCAUGGAGCCCACGUCGCACAAUCGCGACGGGCCAAGAGCUGCGAUCGACCGGCGUGAGAGCCACGAAGCUUCGCGGAAGGGCGGCGACGGGCUGGUAGCGGCGAUCGGCAACACGCCGCUGAUUCGCAUCGCGAGUCUGUCCGCCGCGACCGGCUGCGAGAUCUACGGCAAGGCGGAGUUUGUCAACCCGGGUGGCAGCGUCAAAGACCGCGUGGCGCUACGGAUCGUGCAGGAGGCUCUCGAGUCCGGGCAGUUGAAACCUGGAGGGCUGGUAACGGAGGGCAGUGCGGGCAGCACAGGUGUCGCGCUCGCAUUGGUCGCCGCGGCGUUUGGCUGCCGCUGCUUCGUGGCGAUGCCAGACGAUGCUGCUGUGGAGAAGGCAGAGGCAAUGAGGGCACUGGGGGCAGAGGUGGCGCGUGUGCGCCCUGUGUCCAUCACCCACCCCAUGCACUUUGUCAACGUUGCAAGGCGGCGAGCCGAGGAGGCCAGGGGGGAGGGAGAGGCGAACAGGGGAGGCGAGGAGGAGGAGGAGGUGGAGGAGGUGGAGGAGGUGGAGGAGGUGGAGGAGGUGGAGGAGGUGGAGGAGGUGGAGGAGGUGGAGGAGGUGGAGGAGAGGGGAAAGCAGGGAGGGGUGGCGGUGGGCAAGGAGGGUGCGACAGAGCGGAGAGGAGGCGAGAUGGGGGAGAUGGGAAAGCGGUUGGGAGUGGUGGUGGGAGAGGUGGGUGCGGCAGAGAGGAGAGGGGGCGAGGAGGUGGGAGUGCAAGGGGGAGGGGCAAGAAGUGGGGAGACUUUGAUGAGGCCGGAGAUCUGGACGCAGACGGGCGGCGCAGUGGAUGCCUUUGUGGCCGCUGCUGGCACGGGGGGCACCAUUGCCGGUGUCUCAUGCUACUUGAAGGCUGGAGCGGGGCUGGAUAGUGACGGGAAUGGCUGCGAGUGGUUGUGCACGCGUUUGUGGCCUCUGGCUGCUGCUCUGCUGGCACUGGGGGCACCAUCGCUGGGGUAUUGUGCUAUUGGUGCGCACCUGAAGGUGCGCUAUUGGUGCGUGAAGAAAGUGAGCGGUCAAGGCCCCCGAGAUCUGAAGGCAGACGGGCGGCACAGUGGACGCUUUUGUGGCUGCUGCUGGCACUGGCUGGCUGCACUGUUGCUGCGGUUUCAUGCUAUUUGA
Closterium sp. Naga37s-1 is the source of this 1608-nucleotide messenger RNA. The record is from the annotation of a GenBank genome assembly. NCBI's taxonomy places the organism in Eukaryota, Viridiplantae, Streptophyta, Zygnematophyceae, Desmidiales, Closteriaceae.